CAUUUGUCACUCUCAUUCCCACACAAAAUUUCACAACCAGAAACAAAACUGAAAAAACCACACACACCAAAGGAAAAAUAAGCAGAAACACAAACGCAAAUACAUUGAUUACUCAAUCAGUCAUGGCCAACAUGAUCAUGGCCUCCUCCAAAACCCUAAUCUCAUCGUCCUCCAUUCCCCCAACCCCAAAACCCAAAACCCAUUUACCCCAAAUCUCUCUCCCCAAACUCCCGCUCCCCAAAUUCCCCACACCCAAUUCCCUCUCUCUCUCUAUUUCCUCCUCCACCACCCUCAAAUCCAUUGCGGCCAUUCUCGCCACCGCCUCUUUCUCCUGCCCGCCUCCCUCCCUCGCCGCCGAGAUCGAAAAAGCCGCCUUGUUCGACUUCGAUCUCACUCUGCCCAUCAUCGCGACGGAGUUCUUGAUCCUCAUGUUUGCACUGGACAAGAUUUACUACUCCCCACUUGGGAAUUUCAUGGACCAGCGUGAUGCGGCGAUCAAGGAGAGCCUGAGCAGCGUCAAGGACACGUCGGCGGAGGUGAAGCAGCUGGAGGACCAGGCGACGGCGGUGAUGAGGGCUGCGCGGGCCGAGAUAUCGGCGGCGCUGAACAAGAUGAAGAAGGAGACCCAAUUGGAGGUGGAGGAGAAAUUGGCUGAAGGGAGGAAGAAACUGGAGAUAGAGUUGCAGGAGGCUUUGGGUAUUUUGGAGAAGCAGAAGGAGGAGACAAUGAAGGCUUUGGACUCUCAGAUUGCUGCUCUCAGUGAUGAGAUUGUCAAGAAGGUCCUCCCUAUCUAAAUUUUUCCCCUUUUUUUGUUUUUGUUUUUGGAAAAAAAAAAAAUUUGAUGGGCUUAUAAUGACUUGAAUUUAUGUUGUGUAUUUAAUUGCUUUGAUGUUAAUGAAAGGUUCUAUAAUUGUAACA
Molecule: messenger RNA, 918 nt
Organism: Cornus florida
Lineage: Eukaryota; Viridiplantae; Streptophyta; Magnoliopsida; Cornales; Cornaceae
Product: ATP synthase subunit b', chloroplastic
Exons: 1
Coding region: 123-794 (223 amino acids)
Biological process (GO): proton motive force-driven ATP synthesis
Molecular function (GO): proton transmembrane transporter activity
Source: RefSeq, a predicted model, not a curated record